CCUCGUUCUCCUCCACGCGACGAAUAACAAUGCAGAGCAUCACACUUAUUCUACUUCUCUGCACUCUCAGGACGGAUUUCGUCUUGAGCCAGUCCGACGACAGCACAGACUGUGCAAAACUGGAUUUCAAGAAAAUACCAGCGACCUGUUGCAAAACACCAUUCGGCAAUGUUUUGGACACAAAGUUAAUGUCUGACAUCAAGUCGUGCAAACCCAGCGCCAAAUUGCUGGAAUGGGGCAACAGCUACAAAAUGAAUGUGAUUCAGUCCAAAUCAAUGCAGAAUUUCCCUGACAACUCAUCUUCAGCUUUUACAAAAGACGCUUGUGCAGCUGCGGUUUUUAUGAACUGCGUUUUUGCGGCCAACUCGUGGGUGUCAGCUGAUGGAAGUAUCAACGUGGCAACGUUUACAGAAUAUCUUUUGAGCGUCACUUCGAGCACAACUUGGAAGGGAAUCGUGAGCAAGAUGCUGAACCCUCUGGAUUCGACGAUGGCUGCUUCUUACCCUUUCACUGACAUUGUUGAGGACAAUUUCGAAAGUGCCACUUGUAGCAAAUCAAAAGUUAAUCUCCUUCCGCUCAUCUUUGUGCAGAUGAUCCAGAGUGAACUGGUUUGGAUGUGCCCACAACAAAACGUGUACUCGAUCAAAAACAAGUGCGAAGAAACGAUGUACAACUUCCAAUACUGUGAUGGGAAAAUCUAUGACUCCUCGGCAAAAGGGAUUUUCUACUUUGCAGUUUAAAAAUGAAUAUUAACUAAUUUUGCGUGCAACCAG
Messenger RNA from Neocloeon triangulifer, 773 nucleotides. RefSeq lists its product as uncharacterized. The transcript is spliced from 9 exons. The record is from RefSeq and is a predicted model, not a curated record. Lineage: Eukaryota; Metazoa; Arthropoda; Insecta; Ephemeroptera; Baetidae. The coding region runs from base 30 to 740 and encodes 236 amino acids.